Molecule: messenger RNA, 249 nt
Organism: Mesocestoides corti
Lineage: Eukaryota; Metazoa; Platyhelminthes; Cestoda; Cyclophyllidea; Mesocestoididae
Source: the annotation of a GenBank genome assembly
AUGUGCAAGUGCAAGGAAGUGUGCGUGUGGUUAGUGAGUGGGCAGAGUUGGCCUGAGGAGGAGGAGAAGUGGGCUAAUUUAUUCGCUCAUUCACUUGGCAAGCACUGGCGAAAAUGGCCUUGUGUCGGAACUGUCACACAUCUCCCCUCCACUCUGACACUUUCGCACUCAUGCGUCAAGUUGGGUGAGAUGGCAGCCGAGGCGAGAGAGGAGGCCACAUCGGCGGCUGCCAAACGUCAAGUGUCAUGA